Messenger RNA from Elephantulus edwardii (Cape elephant shrew), 1221 nucleotides. It is a transcript of the gene CCNE2, whose product is annotated as cyclin E2. Gene Ontology annotation, biological process: regulation of cyclin-dependent protein serine/threonine kinase activity; G1/S transition of mitotic cell cycle. The coding region runs from base 1 to 1221 and encodes 406 amino acids. Lineage: Eukaryota; Metazoa; Chordata; Mammalia; Macroscelidea; Macroscelididae. The transcript is spliced from 11 exons. Gene Ontology annotation, cellular component: centrosome; cytoplasm; cyclin E1-CDK2 complex. The record is from RefSeq and is a predicted model, not a curated record. Gene Ontology annotation, molecular function: cyclin-dependent protein serine/threonine kinase regulator activity.
AUGUCAAGACGCAGUAGCCGUUUACAAGCCAAGCAGCAGCAGCAGCCCCAACCCAGCCAGUCAAAUUCCCCUCAAGAAGCCCAGGUAGUCCAGGCCAAGAAGAGAAAAACGAGCCAGGAUGUCAAAAAAAGAAAAGAAGAGGUUACCAAGAAACACCAGUAUGAGAUUAGGAAUUGUUGGCCACCUGUAUUAACUGGAGGGAUCAGUCCUUGUAUUAUCAUUGAGACACCUCACAAAGAAAUAGAAACAAGUGACUUCUCCAGAUUUACAAAUUACAGAUUUAAAAAUCUUUUUCUUAAUCCUUCACCUUUGCCUGAUUUAAGCUGGGGAUGUUCAAAUGAAGUCUGGCAAAAUAUGCUGAACAAAGAAAGCAGAUAUGUUCAUGACAAGCAAUUUGAAGUUCUGCAUUCUGAACUGGAACCACAGAUGAGGUCAAUACUUCUAGAUUGGCUUUUAGAGGUAUGUGAAGUGUACACACUUCAUAGGGAAACAUUUUAUCUUGCACAAGACUUUUUUGAUAGAUUUAUGCUGACACAAAAGGAUGUAAAUAAAAACAUGCUCCAGCUCAUUGGGAUUACUUCUUUAUUCAUUGCUUCCAAACUUGAGGAAAUCUAUGCUCCUAAACUCCAAGAGUUUGCUUAUGUUACUGAUGGUGCUUGCAGUGAAGAGGAUAUUUUAAGGAUGGAACUCUUCAUAUUAAAGGCUUUAAAAUGGGAACUUUGUCCUGUAACGGUCAUCUCCUGGCUAAAUCUCUUUCUCCAAGUUGAUGCUCUUAAAGAUGCUCCUAAAGUUCUUCUACCUCAGUAUUCUCAGGAAAAGUUCAUCCAAAUAGCACAGCUUUUAGAUCUCUGUAUUUUAGCGAUUGAUUCAUUAGAGUUCCAGUACAGAAUACUGGCUGCUGCUGCCUUGUGCCAUUUUACUUCUAAUGAAGUGGUUAAGAAGGCUUCAGGUUUGGAAUGGGACAGCAUUUCUGAAUGUGUAGACUGGAUGGUACCUUUUGUCAAUGUAGUAAAAGGCUCUCCACCAGUGAAGCUAAAAUCUUUUAAGAAAAUUCCUAUGGAAGAUAGACACAAUAUACAAACACAUUCAAAUUAUUUGGUUAUGCUGGAUGAAGUAAAUUACAUCAAUACCUUCAGAAAAGAGGGACAACUGUCACCAGUGUGCAAUGGAGGCAUUAUGACACCACCGAAGAGCACUGAAAAACCAGCAGGAAAACACUAA